This is a messenger RNA of Pocillopora damicornis (cauliflower coral), 596 nucleotides long. Its product is annotated as Rieske domain-containing protein. Lineage: Eukaryota; Metazoa; Cnidaria; Anthozoa; Scleractinia; Pocilloporidae. Gene Ontology annotation, molecular function: 2 iron, 2 sulfur cluster binding. The record is from RefSeq and is a predicted model, not a curated record.
GAUUGCAAAAUGGCGGCAAAGUAAGCUGCAUGUGUUCUUUUUCGCGGAUUCGUUGAAUGGCAGAAUCUGCGACAAAUAACGACGAAUUCUUCUACUUUACCGUCGAGGGUCUUCGAUACGAAGAUCUUCCAGAACUUUCAAGUUGUACAGCACCAUUCAACAGCGAUGAAGGUGUUCCCUUCUUCUCUGGUAGGAGAAAAUCUAGGAGACGUACUGGAAGACUGGUGACAGUAAAUAACCAGAAGAUUGCAUUGCUCAAAUAUAAAGGAACAGUUCAUGCCUUGGAUGAAAUGUGUCCACACAUGGGUGGCCCUCUUCAUCUUGGGGACAUUGAAGAGCUGGGUCAGGCAGCCCUGCCAUGCAUUGUGUGUCCUUGGCACAGUUGGAAGUUUUCCUUAGAAAAUGGAUUUGUGAAAGAUCCUGCUUGUGAGAAGGGUACAAAAGUUGGUAUUUAUCCUGUGCAAGUCACUGACAAGGGAGAAUUGCGAGUUGGCUUCAGGUCUUUUUCCCCAGACUAUUUCAAUGGUGCAAUGGAAUUCUAGUUUUAAAAAGCUGUCAGCUCAUGUGAGUUUGAUACAUGAGAGAAUCUGGUUGUG